UGCUUCCUCUCGAGCGCGGCAGCACUGCAGUCCGUUCAAGAGAAAAGGAAAGCAAACUGUGUCUGGGAGAAAAAGUCACGGCAGUCACACAUCUGUUGGUGAAAAAUGGCUCAACGACAGGCUAUAAAAGGCAUGUUGAAUAACCUGUCAAAGGAGCAAUUUACCGAAUUCUGCGACGAGCUUGUGAACCGCAAAGAGCAGCCGUGGGUCGCACUCAACAAGGUGGAGGGGAAAAGCGUCUUAGACAUCAUGAAGGUCCUGCUUUCCACUUUCAAUGAGAAAGCUGUCGAAGUGGCUGCGGAGGUAUUGAACGAGAUUGGAUGCAACGAAGCAAGAGCCAAACUGUUGGCAGCAGUUGUUGAACCUGGAUCCAGUAACAUGGAAGCUACGGGUGGACCGUCCUCAGAAAAUGGAUCAAGGGACACUGCGAGACCCUCAGCUGGAGGGACAGCUCAAUACACCAUGGUAGACGGUGAGCACUUUGUGGAUAAACAUAGAAUCGAGCUGAUCAACAGAGUGCACUGCGUUGCAGACAUUUUGGAUAAGCUCCUUCAGGAAAAAGUCAUCACACCAUCGAUUUAUGAUGAAAUCAUGGCAAUCCAGACCACUCAGAAGCAGAUGAGGGAACUCUUCAGUGGUCCCCUGAAGGCAGUAGGGCUUCGUGGCAAAGAAGUCUUCUACAGAAUCCUUGCGAAAGAGGAGGAAUAUCUCAUUGAAGAGCUAAAGGGAAAAAAGUGAAUGUUGUAGAGAAAUCAUUUUUUAGACUAAACGUACAUUGUGCCUCAAGAAAGAAAACGUCUAAAACGAUUACAAUGGGGAAAUAGUCAUGUAAAUGUCUCUGUAGGGGGUUCUAUCAAAUAUAGCUUUUGCACCUUCAUGUUUAAUCAUAGCUCUUGCCCUUUUUUUACACUUGGACCAGUCAUAUUUUAUAAAAUGUACACGUUUUCCUGUAAGGUUAAAACCAGAUUCAGCAAACCAUGUAAGUCAUUCAUGUAAUGUAAUGAUGUAAGAAAUGAUUUAGCGUUCUCACCUGACAUGUAAUGUUUUAAUCCAGCAAAUCCCAGAUGGAUUGAGUCUGCUUUUAACCUAUUUUUUAUAAAUUAAAGGAUGCUUGAUCAUGAAUGAUUAUCCUUAGGUUUUGCAUGCAGAUUUUAAUUUUUAAUUAUUGUCUUAUGUGCUAAACGAUUCUAUUGUUGUUUUUUCCCUCGUGAAAAUACGUUUACUUUUGGAGGCCAAUGUUUUCUAUUUUGAAAUACAUUUUCAAUAAACUCUUAUAAAUAUUA
This is a messenger RNA of Trematomus bernacchii (emerald rockcod), 1283 nucleotides long. RefSeq names its product apoptosis-associated speck-like protein containing a CARD. The record is from RefSeq and is a predicted model, not a curated record. Bases 106 to 738 code for a protein of 210 amino acids. NCBI's taxonomy places the organism in Eukaryota, Metazoa, Chordata, Actinopteri, Perciformes, Nototheniidae. Gene Ontology annotation, biological process: regulation of apoptotic process; inflammatory response; innate immune response. The transcript is spliced from 5 exons.